CUCAAGUCGGAUCGGAAGGCCAACUUAUGCAUAAUUUGUAGUUGGUCUGAUCUGAACCAGUAUCAAUUAAUGGAUGCCAGGAAAGCCCAUAAAGCCUCCCCUUCAUCCUCACCAUCUUCCUCGUCAAAACGUUGGAAGUACCAAGUGUUCUUGAGCUUCAGAGGUGAAGACACACGCAAGGGCUUCACAGGCCACCUCCACGCAGCAUUAUCUGAUGCCGGAAUCAGCGCCUUUCUUGACGACAACGACCUAGAAAGAGCGAAAAUUAUAAAAACCGAACUGGAGCAGGCAAUCGAAGGGUCCAUGAUCUCCAUAAUUGUCUUCUCCAAGAGUUAUGCCGAUUCCAGUUGGUGUCUUGACGAGCUGGUGAAGAUCAUGGAGUGUAGAGAAAGAUUGGGGCAACAGGUUAUUCCAUUGUUCUAUAAUGUUGAGGCUUCAGAUGUCCGGAAACAAACUGGUAGUUUUGCACAAGCAUUUGAGAAACAUGAAGCGGGCAAACAUGAGAAAGAAAAGGUACAGCGAUGGAGAAAUGCUCUCAGUCAAGCAGCAGAUUUGUGUGGGGAAGAUCUUAAAAAUGCUGACAGUGGGCAUGAAGCAAAGUUUAUCAACAAAAUUCUUGGGGAGGUUAAUAAGCAGUUGUACAGCAAAUAUCAAUUAGACAUCGAACACCUUGUUGGAAUUACUUCUCGGGUGAACGAUGUUGUUCGCAUGAUUGGUAUUUCGGGGAUGGGCGGCAUUGGGAAAACAACGCUUGCCAAAACCAUUUAUAACAAAUUUGAACGUAUCUUUGAAGGUAGGAGUUUCCUUGCAGACGUGAGGGCAGUAAUUGCACACCAACCCAUUAAUGGUCUGGUUGGUUUGCAAGAACAACUUCUAAAAAAUAUCUUGAACGCAUCUUUGAAGGUUGAUUCUGUUGAUGUAGGGAUCACUGUGAUACAAGAAAGACUUUGCUGUAAAAGAGUACUUGUUAUAAUUGACGAUGCAGAUGAUCUACAGCAACUAAAAGCAAUAGCUGGAGCUCGUGAUUGGUUUGGUCCUGGAAGUAGAAUUGUUAUAACAACAAGAAAUCAACAUUUGCUAGACCAAGUUGGAGUGGAUAGCACAUAUAUGGCUCAAGAAAUGGAUGAGGAAGAAGCUCUAGAGCUCUUUAGUUGGCAUGCCUUCAAAAGAGGUUAUCCUGAUCAAGAAUACCUUGACCUCUCAAAACGUGUAAUUCGUUACUGUCAAGGCUUGCCACUAGCACUUCGAGUUGUAGGGUCUUUUUUGAUUAAAAGAACCGCAUUAGAAUGGGAAAGCCAAUUGGAGAGAUUGGAAAGAAGUCCUCAUGAAGCAAUUACAAAAAUACUGAGAAUAAGCUUUGACGGGCUACCUGACCAUACAGACAGAAAUACAUUCCUUGAUAUAUCUUGUUUCUUUAUUGGAAUGGACAAGGACUAUGUCACACAAAUAUUAGAUGGAUGUGGCUUUUCUGCAACGCUAGGAAUCCCUAUCCUCAUUGAACGAUGUCUUGUAACCGUUAGUGAGCAAAACAAGCUGAUGAUGCAUGAUUUGCUUCGAGACAUGGGAAGAGAGAUCGUUCGUGACAAAUCCCCCGGUCGUCCUGAAAAAUUUAGUAGAUUGUGGAAACGUGAAAACGUAACAGAUGUAUUGAGCGAUGAAUCUGGAACUAGAAAAAUUGAAGGAGUUGCUCUAGAUUUGGAUUUUGAUGAAGAUUCAGAUCUAGAUUCGGUUCUAGAUUUGACUAGAUUCAGUGCAGAAGCAUUUACCAACAUGAAAAAACUGAGGUUACUCCACCUCAGUAACGUAGAGCUCACUGGAGAGUACAAAGAUUUUCCCAAAAAGUUAAUAUGGUUGUGCUGGCAUAGAUUCCCUUUAGAGUCCAUACCAGAUGACUUUCCUAAUCAACCAAACCUAGUUGCUUUAGACCUGCAGCGUAGCAAACUCAAAAUAGUUUGGAAGGAUUGCAAGUGGCAUCAGAAUUUGAAAAUCCUUAAUCUCAGCGAUUCCUAUGAGCUAACAAAAUCACCAGACUUUUCAAAACUCCCAAAUCUCGAGGAAUUGAUAUUGCAAUUCUGUUCGAGUUUGUCUGAGGUUCACUCAUCCAUCGGGGAUCUUAGAAGACUUUCUUUGGUAAAUCUUGAAUACUGCGAAAUGCUAAAGGAUCUUCCACUGAAUUUCUAUAAAUCCAAGUCUAUUGAAACUCUUUUACUUAAUGGUUGUUGGAGAUUUGAAAAGUUGGCUGAGGGCUUAGGGGACAUGGUAUCAUUGACAAUUUUGGAAGCAGAUAAGAUAGCCAUAAGACAAAUACCAUCUGAUUCCAUAUUAAAAUUGAAGAAACUGAAAGCUUUAUCAUUAUGUUAUGUGAAAGGGUCGCCAUCAACAAAUCUUUUGCCUCAUUCAAGAGUUGCAGGCGGCAGUUUAACUGAUGAUGCAUUCCCCAAGGAUCUCGGUAGCCUAAUUUUCUUAGAAAAUUUAGAUCUUGAAGGAAAUGAUUUUUGCAGCCUACCAAGCCUCAGUCGUCUUUCACAGCUUCAAGAUUUGUCUUUAAAUAGGUGCAAAAAUCUUCGUGCAAUCCCAGAUUUACCAACCAAUUUGAAAGUCUUACGAGCAGAUGGCUGCAUUGCAUUGGAAAAAAUGCCAGAUUUUUCAGAAAUGUCAAAUAUAAGAGAAUUGUAUCUAAGAGAUUCGGGCAAUAAACUCACUGCCGAUUUUAGGAAGAACAUCCUACAGGGAUGGACUUCUUGCGGAUAUGGUGGAAUUUAUCUCAGUGGAAAUGAUAUUCCUGAUUGGUUCCACUGUGUCCAUGAUGAUGAUAUUGUGUAUUUUACUGUGCCUCAAAGUGUUGGUCGUAAUUUGAAAGGGUUAACUUUGUCCGUCUGUCUCUCUUCACGCUUAUAUGGUUGUUGUCGUAUCAGCAUUAAAAACAUGACCCAGGGUACUGAGCUUGACGCUAGGAUCACACCCAACAUUUGGCCAAUUGAGGGUUAUUAUCUUUGGCAGGGACAGUUAUCAAAUGACGAGCUCAAAUUGCAAGACGGUGAUAAAGUCUUGAUUGAAAUAAUACCCGAAUAUGAUUGGGCUAACGUGAAGAAAACAGGUGUUAGUCUGGUAUGGGACAAAUUUAUGAACGAAAAUAUGAUUGAUUACCAUCUUUGUGCGUAUGAACGACGCCCAUAUCAAAAUAUGGUCAAUAAUGAUGACAUCAUUCAUGUCGAAUAUGAUAAUCACAUAACAAAAUCACCAGACUUUUCAAAAUUCCCAAAUCUCGAGAAGUUGAUAUUGAAAGGUUGUGUCAACUUGUCUAAGGUUCACUCAUCCGUCGGGGAUCUUGGAAGACUUUCUUUGGACUUGGGUGAUGGCUUAGGGGACAUGGUAUCAUUGACAAUUUUGGAAGCAGAUAACACAGAGAUCGGACAUAUUCCAUCUUCCAUAGUAAAAUUGAAGAAGUUGAGAAUUUUAUCUCUAUCUGGCUGCAGUUUAAGUGAGGAUGCAAUCCCGGAGGACCUCGGUAGCCUAAUUUCCUUAGAAGAUCUGCUUCUUGGAGGCAAUGACUUUUGUAGCCUACCAAGUCUCGCUGGUCUUUCAAAGCUCAAGGUCUUGUGUUUAAAUGCAUGCAGAAGACUUCGUGCAAUCCCAGAUUUACCAACCAAUUUGUAUGUUCUGAAAGCAACUGGCUGCCCAAAAUUGGAAACAAUUUCAGAUUUUUCAAAAAUGUCGAAUAUGAGAGAAUUGUAUCUAAGUGAUUCGUUCAAACUCACUGAGGUUCCAGGCUUGGAUAAGUCAUUAAACUCCAUGACAAGGAUUCAUAUGGAAGGCUGCACCAAUCUGACUGCCGAUUUUAGGAACAACAUCCUACAGAGAUGGACUUCUUGUGGAUUUGGUGGAAUUUAUUUGAAUGGAAUUUAUGAUAUUCCUCAGUGGUUCGAGUUGGACGAUAAUGUGUACAAUAUUGUCUUCUUUAAAGUUCCAAAAAGAAUCAUGGAUCGUGAUUUAAAAGGGUUGACUAUAUGCUUCGUUUACUCUUCAGACAGCCCAAAACUUGAAGAUUCUCAAGGUCCUAUUGGCAUUAUCGUUAGAAAUCUUACCAAACAAACUGCUUUGCACACCAAGAUAGCAUUUGCCUCCUUAAAAACUUCCAGUAAACCUGAAGACGAUUAUCUUUGGCAGGGACAAUUGUCAAACGAUGUGCUCCGUUUGCAAGACGGCGACCAAGUCUCCAUUCUUGUAGGGCCCCUAGUUGAUUUUGUGAGAGUGAAGAAGACAGGGGUUCAUCUAGAAUGGGACAAAGUCAUGAAGGAAAAGAUGGAUAAUCCGGAUCCUCGUUUGUAUGAUUUGGAAACAAAAUUUUCAGGGGGAGUUGAUGAAGCAUUUUUCAGGGGCAGUGUUAUACAUGAACAAUUAGCAGUGGAAAGAUAUUUGGAUUUUUUUGGGGGAACUGAUAAUGAGGCAGGACGGAGCCAUGACGUACGGCUGGAUGAUGGAGCAGGACAGAGCCAUGACGAAUUUCUACAGCACUUGCCAAAGCUCCAUCCCGUUUUCUGGGCUGUGGUUGUAACCGACUGUGUUUUGGUUCUGUGGCCAGAAUCAGAGAAGUCCAGAUGCAAUCUUGAAUUGAAACCUGAGGAAGAGACGGAGAUGGAGAUCGAGGCAGAGUCACAAUCGCUCUUCCUCUCGUCGCUUACCCAGGCUCGAUCUUCAAUGGAAUCUCGUGGUCGUCGCUACGAAGACGACCGUCCACAAUCGACAACCCCUAAUCCCAACGAAUCGGAACUCAAGCGACGAGCAAACCCGACCUUCCUGCAUAUGAAGAAUCGGAAUAAUCGAUCUCAGGCUUCAACGACGAGGUCAACGCGUUCCGCUUCUUUGAGGCGAAGUGCACCAUCGACGAUUGUAAAUGCCCGCAGUCAAACUCGUGAAACAAGCGGCCCUCGAAACGGUGAAACCCAAACGAGGUCAUCGCAGGAGAGUAGGGAUCUCAAUCCCCAAUGUUUCAGCGACUGA
Prunus avium (sweet cherry) is the source of this 5001-nucleotide messenger RNA. NCBI's taxonomy places the organism in Eukaryota, Viridiplantae, Streptophyta, Magnoliopsida, Rosales, Rosaceae. The record is from RefSeq and is a predicted model, not a curated record.